CUAAUAGCAACAAUAAUCUAACAGCAGCAAUGAUUUGCUUUUCAGAUAACACCGUUCAGUCCAUUUUCUGCUGUUGCUGUUGCUACACAGUACGGAAGAGGCGAGUGAGAACACAAAUCAGCCUGAGCAAAGAUGAAGAACUUUCAGAAAAAUACACUCCACCUCGCAGAUGGUGGUGUGGCGGACUGUCAAGUAAGAAGCAAUGCAGUAGGGACUGUGUGCAACCAUCUCAACGCAAACCCUUGCCUCCCCUCCCACCCUCCGAGCUCACUAAGGAGAAGAUCUGGGUCAAGGCACUUUAUGAUUUUUUGCCCCGAGAACCCUGUAAUUUGGCACUGAAGAGAGCAGAGGAAUACCUGGUAUUGGAGAAGUAUGAUCCUCACUGGUGGAAAGCUAGAGACUGUUGCGGGAAUGAAGGUUUGAUCCCAAGUAACUAUGUGACUGAGAACAAACUCACCAAUUUAGAAAUAUAUGAAUGGUACCACAGAAACAUUACCCGAAAUCAGGCAGAACAUCUGCUGAGACAACAGGCUAAAGAAGGUGCAUUUAUUGUCAGAGAUUCAAGACACUUGGGAUCCUACACAAUUUCUGUGUUUAUAAAAGCGAGAAGAAAUACCGAGGCUACAAUAAAACAUUAUCAGAUUAAAAGGAAUGACGCAGGGCAGUGGUAUGUGGCGGAAAGACACCCUUUUCCAUCCAUCCCGGAGCUGAUCAGAUAUCACCAGCUCAAUGCAGCUGGUCUCAUUUCUCGUCUCCGCUAUCCAGUUGGGCUGAUGGGCAGCUGUUUACCAGCCACAGCUGGUUUUAGCUAUGAGAAGUGGGAGAUAGAUCCAUCAGAAUUGGCUUUUGUCAAGGAGCUUGGAAGAGGUCAGUUUGGGAUAGUCCACUUGGGAGAAUGGCGUGCACAUACCCAGGUAGCUAUCAAGGCCAUCCGUGAAGGCUCCAUGUCUGAAGAGGACUUUAUUGAAGAGGCUAAAGUGAUGACGAAACUAUCCCAUUCAAGGCUAGUUCAGCUUUAUGGGGUGUGUAUCCAGCAGAAACCCCUUUAUAUUGUGACGGAGUUCAUGAAAAAUGGCUGCCUGCUGAACUAUCUCAAGGAGAGAAAAGGAAAGCUGAGAAGGGAAACAUUGCUGAGUGUCUGCCAGGAUAUAUGCGAAGGGAUGGAGUAUCUGGAGAAGAGUUGCUAUAUUCACAGAGAUUUAGCAGCAAGGAAUUGUUUGGUCAGUUCUACGUGUAUAGUAAAAAUUUCAGACUUUGGAAUGACCAGGUAUGUUUUGGAUGAUGAAUAUAUCAGUUCUUCUGGAGCCAAGUUCCCAAUCAGGUGGUCUCCUCCUGAAGUCCUUCAUUUCAACAAAUAUAGCAGUAAAUCAGAUGUCUGGUCAUUUGGAGUUUUAAUGUGGGAAGUUUUUACAGAAGGAAAAAUGCCUUUUGAAAACAAGUCAAACCUGCAAGUAGUGGAAGCGAUUUCUUCAGGCUUCCGGCUCUAUCGUCCUUACUUGGCACCCAUGUCCAUAUACAAGGUCAUGUACAGCUGCUGGCAUGAGUGGCCUUUCAAUCCAAGAAACUCAGUUUCCAGAUUGGUUCUUGUGGAAGCUCUUGAUGUUUCUAAAAUGUCAAACCCUGAAGGCCGUCCGACAUUUGCUGAGCUGCUGCAGGUUCUCGCAGAGAUUGCAGAAACCUGGUGACUUGGAACGGAAAGCCAACUGGAGGAUUACCUGGUCGGAUUGCCACAAGAGAAGAUCAUGGGUGGAGUCAUCCCUGGGGAACUCUCUGACCCAGUGCAAAGAGCACAAUUUCAAACUGUUUUACGAAUAUUCAGACAGUAGUUUUUCAGUGGUAUGAGGUGGGCUUCGAAUUCUCCUCUGAAAUACCUUUUAUGUUCUAUGUGUGAAGAAAGGAGAAAAACUGCAAGCUAGCCUUUCCAGUGGCUGCUCUUCAUGAAAAUAGCCUUGAGAAUAUUAAGAGUAGGAAAGUUGACUUUUCACUAGACCAAGGAAAUUUCUUUCUUAAAGAGAACUAAUUGACAUUCCUUUCUUCAGAGAUCUAUGCAUAGAAGACACCAGUAGAUUCUGCCAACUUGUGGAAUUAAAAAAGCCU
Molecule: messenger RNA, 2097 nt
Organism: Dipodomys ordii (Ord's kangaroo rat)
Lineage: Eukaryota; Metazoa; Chordata; Mammalia; Rodentia; Heteromyidae
Gene: Txk
Product: TXK tyrosine kinase
Exons: 15
Coding region: 30-1685 (551 amino acids)
Biological process (GO): T cell receptor signaling pathway; peptidyl-tyrosine autophosphorylation; integrin-mediated signaling pathway
Molecular function (GO): ATP binding; non-membrane spanning protein tyrosine kinase activity; protein binding
Source: RefSeq, a predicted model, not a curated record